Staurois parvus is the source of this 375-nucleotide messenger RNA. Lineage: Eukaryota; Metazoa; Chordata; Amphibia; Anura; Ranidae. The record is from the annotation of a GenBank genome assembly.
UUGUGGUCAGUGGAAGAAUGUCCCCUAAAACAUUGGGAGUCAGUGGGAAGAAUGCCCCUUAACAUUGGUGGUCAGUGGGAAGAAUGCCCCUUACAUUGGUGGUCAGCGGGAAGAAUGUUCCUUACAUUGGUGGUCAGUGGGAAGAAUGCCCCUUACAUUGGUGAUCAGUGGGAAGAAUGUCCUUACAUUGGUGGUCAGUGGGAAGAAUGCCCCUUACAUUGGGGUCAGUGGGAAGGAAUGCCCCUUACAUUGGGGGUCAGUGGAAGAAGAAUGUCCCUUACAUUGGUGGUCAUAGGGAAGAAUGCCCCUUACAAUUGGGGGGUCAGUGGGAAGAAUGUCCCUUACAUUGGUGGUCAGUGGGAAGAAUGUCCCUUA